Heterobilharzia americana is the source of this 1653-nucleotide messenger RNA. The record is from the annotation of a GenBank genome assembly. Lineage: Eukaryota; Metazoa; Platyhelminthes; Trematoda; Strigeidida; Schistosomatidae.
AUGACUGAAAUGAUGGCAAUGGGUUUUGAAGGGUUUUAUGAUGUGCAUUCUAGUCCAUUAAAACGUGAAGAAGUUUACGACUAUAAGUCACGAGGAACGUAUAUGUGCAACCUCUCCGGUUUGACAUCACCAACAGCUUCAGAACAAUGUUCAUCGGUUGGAAGUAGUUAUCGGAUUGAACAAUGUAAUAGUAGUACUUCAAGCAAUGAAUAUGAAAGUUUGCUCGAUUUAGAUUUCAUUCUUGAGAACAGUGCUGUUACACAGAAAACUGUAAACAUAUCAAAUUUGUGUAACUGUACAUAUCCUAGUUCCGUUAUGAAUAUCAAUUAUUCUUUUACCAAAUCUCCAGUAUCUCAACUCAGACCACCAGUUUGUACUGAAGUGAUUUGUUCACAAAACUCUACUUUCAAAAGUUCUAAUGGAAAGUAUUAUUACGAUCUUGGUUCGAAUAAUUCACCGGUAGAAAUAAAACAAGAACCAAUUUUUCCUGAAAGUUCUGAAUAUAAACAUUGUCCAGAUAUUAACCAGAAUAAUUCCUACAACUGGACUUCAAAUGUACCGAAUACCUGUAGUUACAGUGCGAAUUGCAAUGGUGUCAUGGAUGCAGGUCAUUACAUACAUGCCACAAAUGAUUCAAGAGCAAGUGAUCUACAAUCUCAACAUUCAUCUUCUUCUCUUGCUUAUAUGCCUUCAAUUAUCCCAACAACAGAUAUGCCUCCAAUGGAUCCCUUUGAAAGCUGUCAAUCAGGUCUACAAAAUCAGGAUCAAGCUUCUCUACGUUUUUAUCCUACUGUCACAAAUCUUACCAGCCCUAUCAAUCCAAGUAUUAUGAGUGAAAAUACUCUUGCGGCGGUUUAUCUACCACAAAACAAUAGAGUUGACCAUUCACAGCUACAUUCUUUACCUCCAACCUGUUCUGUCAUAAAUACAAUAAAUGACAACAGUACAUCUGCACCUGUUCAUACCGUCAGUUUACAGGAUUACCGCAACGGAACACAAAAUGCAGGGUAUUAUAUGAACAUGUAUAAAGUUGAUGAGUCGAAUCUUUCAGUGAGCACACCGUAUCGAGUACUGGCACCCAGGACUGCAUCACCUGGUCACAAUCAUGGAUUUACAUCAUUGAGUACUCCAUGCGAUAAUAGUGUUUACCGGGACUCUUCACUAACGUCUGCUCAUAGUCAUAAUAAUAUUGGUAGAGGUAAGAGUUCAGCCAUGAAAUUAGGUGUAACACCUCAUCAAGAUAUGCUUGCAUGCAAUAUCCCCGGAUCUGGAGAGAUUUCGCUAGCUCCAAUGCGUCGUACGCGGACAAGCAAAACAAAAACUGAUACUUCGACUAAAGGAACUGGAGGUAAUUCUAGUGGUAGAACUAAAAAAUCAAUAGCUCUAAUUCAUACUUGUCCGUUUAGUACAUGCGCGAAGGCAUAUUCUAAGAGUUCGCAUUUAAAAGCUCACAUGCGUGUGCAUACGGGAGAAAAGCCUUUCCCAUGUGACUGGCCUGGAUGUGCUUGGAGAUUUGCUCGAUCAGAUGAAUUAACUCGUCAUUAUAGAAAGCAUACUGGUGAUCGACCGUUCCAGUGCAGAACAUGCCAUCGAGCUUUCGCACGCAGUGAUCAUCUUACUCUGCAUAUGAAGAAACAUCAAACUGGGAAUUGA